Messenger RNA from Aegilops tauschii subsp. strangulata, 1155 nucleotides. The record is from RefSeq and is a predicted model, not a curated record. NCBI's taxonomy places the organism in Eukaryota, Viridiplantae, Streptophyta, Magnoliopsida, Poales, Poaceae.
AUGGCUCCAAAAAGCAAAAGGCCUGCGGAAAGAACUGAUGGUGAAAAUGAGGGAGAAGAAGUGGCAGCUCAAUCAGCAAGGAGUAAUGUUGGACGCAAGCGCGGGCGGACAAAUCAGGAUCAUAUUGGUAGCAGUGGGCCACCACCGAGGAACAGGGCAUCACCUUCAAGACUCUUUGUCCUAAACAGUGGCCUCGAUGAUACACAAAAGGAUGCCAUCGGUGAUAUAAGCUUUGGGUUGGAUAGGUCUUUUCGCAACUCACAUGUGUUGUCUAUUUUUUCGAAACAACUCCUCUACCUUGACUCGCUUGAUGUGGACUACAGGACAGUCCAUAAGGAUUAUGUGGAUGAGAGGACGGCAACUGUUCUUCCAAGGGUCAAAGCAUGGAAUGAAGGUCUGAUCAAAGCAGUAAUUAAGAAGGACAGGAUUAGGAAGGGUGUCUAUGGAAAGCUAAACAAAGGAGGUUGUCAAUGCUGGUCCACGAUAUGUGCUCUGAAAUAUCAGUCCAAAUUGGGAGAAGAAGAAGAAGAGGAGGAAGGGAAAGAUGAGGAUAGUCCUGAAGAGGAGAGUUCGGAUCAGGACGGGGACAGCAAUGAUGACGACAACGACGAUGAUGACUAUGAUGAUGAUGUUCCGUCAUACAGCAGCCCGUCAGUAGCCACAGAAACUGGUGAUGAUGAUUCACAGCACAUGGACGUUGACAACUCACAGUCGCCCCUUGCUGGUGAAGACGAUGGUGAAGAUGAGGAAGAGGACGAUGAGGAUGAUGUUGAAGAGCAAGAGCAGGACAGGGAGGAGGAUGAUGAAGAGGAACGGGGCGGUGAAGAGGACAAAGAGAAGGAGAGAAAUGUGGAAGAGGGCAAUGAGAAAGAGAAUGAACCAGAAAAGAAAGAGGGGAAAUCGGAGGAGAAACAGGAUGAUGAAAAGAAUGAAAAGGAGAAAAAUAUGAGGAAGACAGAGAGGAUGAAGAUGAUGAGGCGGAGCAAUAUGGUGGGGGUGGGAAGAAGGGGGAUGAAGAUAAGGAUGAUGGCGGCACUGGCGGCAAUGCUAGCACCGACCAGCUCAGCGGGGGAGGUGGUGAUGAUGAGGGAGGUGCCCAAAAUCCAGGGUGGCGUGGGGGCAGUGAUGACGAUGAGGUGCCGCUUAGUACGAUAA